Pelodiscus sinensis (Chinese soft-shelled turtle) is the source of this 1260-nucleotide messenger RNA. Lineage: Eukaryota; Metazoa; Chordata; Testudines; Trionychidae. The record is from RefSeq and is a predicted model, not a curated record.
ACCACAUAGUUAUGCAGAUAUGGGAUGAUCAGAAAUGUCUGCCAAACUUUCACAUGCGUAAGGCACUUUCAUGGAAGUUUACACAUUGCUUUCCCCUGCCCUGAAGCUCAGAAAUACCAGAAUGAGACCCACUCUGACAAAGGAGAAGCGAGUGGCAAUUUCCCUGUGGAAGUUUGCAAUGCCAUAGAGAUAUCGGUCAGUUGCGAAUCAAUACGGAGUGGGGAAAUCUUCAGUGGGGCUGUUGUGAUACAAGUAGCCAAAGCAAUCAAUACCCUGCUGCUACGGAGGGUAGUGACUCUGGGAAAUGUGGAAGACAUAGUGGAGGGCUCCGGUGGGGUGCCAGAUGAAAUGCACAUCCCCAGCAAGGCAUACCUUGCUGAAGAGUACAUAAACCACAAGCGGUACCUCUUGAUACAGGCGCUGGUGGAUCACAAGGGCUGUUCCACUGACAUCAAUAGGAAAUGGUUGGGAAAGAUACAUGCCACACACAUCUUUAGGAACUCCUGCCUCUUCAGAAAGUUGCAAUCUGGAACUUUCUUCCCGGACCAGAAAAUUAACAUAGGAGGCAUUGAAAUGCCAAUAGCCAUCCUUGGUGACUCAGCCUACCCCUUUGUUCCUGUGGCUCAUGAAGAUGAUACCGGCAGCCUAGACUGCAGUAAGGAGCAGUUCAACUACAGGCUGAGCAAAGUGCAGAAAGGUGGCAGAAAGCGCUUUUGGGCAUUUAAAGGGAAGGUUCUGCUGUCUACUGACUAGGUUAGACUUCAGUGAAUGCAACAUUUCCAUUGUAGUGGCAGCCUGAUGUGUGUUCCAUAUUUGUGAGAGCAAGGGGGAAAGUGGCGGAGUGGGGGGUCGAGGCACAGCACCUAGUUAGUGAUUAUGAGCAGCCAGACCCCAGGUGAAUAAGGAGAGUACAGUGAGGGGCAAAGCCAAUCAGAGAGGCUUUGUGUGGUGGGGCGUACCAGUCCCACACUGGAGAAGCUGGGCCUAACCAGGCUCACCUGGUUGAGGAAGUCCUGCCCCCGCGACCCUGCUGGGCAAGCUUGUACUACAGCUCAGGUAUACAGGCCUGGAGACAGGCUCAGUCUGGGCUGGCUGCUGAGGAGGAAGGAGGCAUGGCCAGAGCUCCUGCAGGCAAACCGCCAGAGGUAUCAGACCUGGAGACCAGCCUGCAAGACACCAGGGCCGCGGGAGAGGAUCUGGAGAAAGAGAUACUGACUGAUGGUGGCCAGAAACCUGCACCGUAUGCUGCAGUGAUGCCAG